Molecule: messenger RNA, 1206 nt
Organism: Neocloeon triangulifer
Lineage: Eukaryota; Metazoa; Arthropoda; Insecta; Ephemeroptera; Baetidae
Gene: Pmm2
Exons: 6
Coding region: 182-1018 (278 amino acids)
Biological process (GO): protein N-linked glycosylation; mannose metabolic process; GDP-mannose biosynthetic process
Cellular component (GO): cytosol
Molecular function (GO): phosphomannomutase activity
Source: RefSeq, a predicted model, not a curated record
GAGUCGCACUGUGACGUGGAAAUAAACAAUAAACACCAGGAAAAUAACAAAAAUAGCGAAUGAGCAGCAGAUGAGCAGCCUCUGACAAGUAUACAUCUAGACCGCGGCCGAAAGUUUUAUAAAUUGCCAAAAUUUUUCAUUUUUUAAUCACUUGUAACGAUUUCAUCAUCACCUAAACCGCAUGCGAGGCAAAUUGCUGCUCCACGUCGCUCUGCUUCCACGUUUUAUUUUAAUUCCUCCAGUUAAGAGUUUUUCCAGCAGAACGAUGGCAAGCCACCAGAAAAUAAUUUGUCUGUUUGACGUUGACGGAACAUUAACAGCACCCCGAAAGGUUAUAACCAAAGAAAUGGAAACGUUUCUGUUUGAAAAAGUGAAAUCGAAGUGUGACAUUGGUCUCGUUGGAGGCUCCGACCUGAGCAAAAUCGCAGAACAAACUGGAGGACCAAAAAUUGUGAAUAAGUGCAACUUUCUGUUUGCCGAGAAUGGUUUGGUUGCUUACAAAAAUGGAAAUCAAGUUGGCUGUGAGUCAAUCCAACACUAUGUUGGAGAAGAAAAACUGCAACGGUUCAUCAACUUUUCCCUGCGCUAUAUGUCUGAAAUAGAACUCCCUGUCAAAAGAGGCACCUUUAUUGAGUUCCGCAAUGGACUGAUCAACGUUUGUCCGGUGGGGAGAAGUUGCAGCCAAGCCGAGAGGGACCAGUUCGCAGAGUACGACGCUGUCCAUAACAUCAGGAAGAAGUUUGUCGAAGCUCUUCGUGCUCAGUUUUCUGACUUGGGUCUUGCUUACAGCAUUGGUGGACAAAUAAGCUUCGACGUUUUUCCGGAGGGUUGGGACAAGACAUACUGCCUGAAGUACAUUGUCCCUGAAAAGUAUGACGAGAUCCACUUCUUCGGUGACAAGACCGACGCUGGAGGUAAUGAUCACGAAAUUUACAACCAUGAAAAGGUAAUUGGGCACAAAGUCACAUCUCCCGACGACACAAAAAAUCAGCUGUCGGAACUUUUUAACAUUGUGUGAUUUGACUUUUGAAUUGGUGCGUUUUCUGCAUCAUAUUUAUUUUGUUUUAAUUGAUUUUAAAAAUCCAGUCAAACCUUUUUUCAUAAGGUUACAUGUUUCAUUCCAAGUUUGUUACAUGGUUUUAAAAUAUUUUAUGAUUCAAACAACCAAUAUUAUUAUGUUUUAAAUUUUAAUAAAAUUACCAGUUU